Messenger RNA from Linum trigynum, 1449 nucleotides. NCBI's taxonomy places the organism in Eukaryota, Viridiplantae, Streptophyta, Magnoliopsida, Malpighiales, Linaceae. The record is from the annotation of a GenBank genome assembly.
CUUGAAUUGAAAUGGUUUCUUAGUGUUUCCAUUUGUUUACUUUUUGACAUUUUCUCUCUGUCUAUAUUAAUAUCCUCAUAUCGUUCGAAAAGAGGGAUUGGGUUCAUAUUCAUCUUUCGAUCGCAAGACAUUCUAGCCUCCAUUCUCAGAUCAUCGAAGAAUUAGAGUGGGAAACGGAUAAAACGAUCAUCUGGCAAUGGGCGAUCAGGUGGCUAGGGCAGAUGAAUUUGAGAAGAAAGCAGAGAAGAAGCUCAGCGGCUGGGGCAUAUUCGGUUCCAAGUUCGAAGACGCGGCCGAUCUUUUUGAUAAAGCCGCUAAUUCCUACAAACUUGCUAAAUCCUGGGAUAAAGCUGGGGCUACAUAUGUCAAGCUUGCUAACUGUCAUCUGAAAUUGGACAGCAAACAUGAGGCGGCGCAAGCUUAUGUGGAUGCUGCUCACUGCUAUAAGAAAACAUCCACAAGUGAGGCAAUUUCUUGCCUAGUUCAGGCAGUGGAGAUGUUUUGUGACAUUGGAAGGAUCAGUAUGGCUGCAAGAUACGACAAGGAAAUUGCUGAGUUGUAUGAAUCAGAAGCAAAUAUAGAGAAGUCGAUCGAAUUUUAUGAAAAAGCUGCUGAUUUCUUCCAAGGCGAAGAAGUAACAACUUCUGCCAACCAAUGCAAGCAGAAAGUAGCUCAGUUUGCUGCGCAAUUGGAACAAUACCCGAAGGCAAUAGAGAUCUAUGAAGAGAUUGCCCGCCAUUCUCUCAGUAAUAACUUGCUCAAAUAUGGAGUUAAAGGUCAUCUUCUGAAUGCUGGGAUUUGCCAUCUCUGCAAAGGUGAUGUUGUUGCAAUUACAAAUGCGCUUGAGAAAUAUCAGGAUUUGGAUCCAACAUUUUCCGGGACUCGUGAAUACAGAUUGCUAGCGGAUCUUGCUAGUGCCAUUGACGAGGAAGACAUUACAAAGUUCACUGAUGUGGUCAAGGAAUUUGACAGCAUGACCCAACUGGAUUCUUGGAAGACGACCCUUCUAUUGAGGGUGAACGAGAAGCUGAAGGCGAAGGAGCUAGAGGAGGACGACCUCACUUAAUUUGGGUGUCUGGCUGAUGAUCAAUUACAUGACUAUAAUGUACGGGUUUGGUACCCAGUCCAGGGUCUUCUAUCUCCGGUAUCGUUUUGUGUACUUACUUUGAGAUUCGAUUCUGAGUGGGUAUGGUUUACGAGUUGUUUAAAUGUGCUUUGUAAUUGGUAGUAGGAUAUGGUUUCUGACUUGGGAUUUAUGAACACAGAAAUAUAUUGGCUGAAAAAACUCUUGUUGAUUCAAAGCGUGAAGGUAUAACUAUUUAUUGUUGAUUCAAAGCAUGAAGGUAUAACUAUCUAUGUGUGGUGAGGGGGUGCUAGAUUUUCGGUUGUUUCUGUGCAACGCGCGUCAUAUUCCACCUCUUGAUGCGGAAAGAAAUACGAAGAAAAAUA